CUUGCGAACUCUUGUUGCUAGAUCACUUUGCAUAUGGCAGUAUCAACAUCACGCUGUCAAUUUGUACCUAUACUGGAUAUACAGUACCUAGAAUCGUAAUUAAUUAUAGUGCCAUGUGACUAUUUCCUUGAGCCGUAACCGUACUUCAACUAGAACGUGGAAUAAGAUUCGGUUUUGCACUGCCAGAUUGGCAUCAUGUAGCAGGUUUGUCCUCUUGUUGACUGGUUACCGAAAGGCGCACUGAUUGAUCAUGAUGGACGAUGAGCUGAUCCAGGCACGGGGUCGAAAUGCGAAGCAAACGAACUCCCAUUCAGAUCCCAAGCCUUCUUCAGGUUCAGCUUCCACUCGCCUCAGCCGAUCAGGAAGAGCGGCUUGCGAAGAAGACAACGACGCUUUUCCCCCAAUUGGAAGUUGCGUGGUCUACAACUCCGCAAAGAAUACCUUUGGUGUGCCCCUUUCCAAUAACCGUCGAAUAGACAUAACCGAUAGCAAGAAGUCCCUCCCUCCAGGUUUGGAGGAUCUGUUUGCCGAGGACUACAUGAAGGCUUUCGUUGAACUAGUUCGCACAGCUGCACUAGGAACGCCAGCAGCACCUCGAAAACGAAAACAAAAACCGCCUUUAGGAUCACAAGCGGCAUCGGCGAACAAAAAUAGCCAUUCUAUUGAAACUGUUGGCUGUUUCACGGUUCAGGAAGGAGUUACGCGGUUCGACUUCGAGCCUGCAAAUGCAUCAUCAUCAGUGUUUUUAAGAAAUCCAGUGGUCACGUCUGAUGGCAGUGCAAGCGCAAACGAUGAGCAGAUCGCUGUGCCUGUGUCCGCUGUGUCAGAAAAGAAAAACUCUGAAAGUGCUCAUAUGGUUACUGGUCAAGUGUCAUCAGCAGCGUCUCUGAGUGAACCGUCUGAAUCUCGAAAGGCUCUGUAUUGUGCCAAAUCUACCGGAUCAGCAAAGACGAGAAUCGAAAAAUCCAUUGUAGCAUCUCGGGCGGCUGCGCGCGCUCUCUCGUUGCCAAUGUCCACAGGUCUGCAGAAGUCUUGCCGAAAGAAAAACAAAUUCGAUGACCAUGACUCAGAUGUGCGGUUCAAGAAACUGGACGCACAAUUAAAUAUGUUCCCAUCAAGACAGUCAGAAAGGCGUAUCAGCAAGCUUUUGUUAGACAAUCAAGCGCUUGAUGAAACUUUGGGAAUUGGGAUCGGCGACGACGCAAAUCAACGGCGCGCCUGGCACCGUCCACGCUCGAAAGCCAAGGAAAUACUUGGUCAUCGCGUCGCACACUGCAGGCUCUUUUUCUUGGUCCGACAACCUGCUGGUAACAAUGAGUGGUUAGAAGAGGGGCAAGUCGAUGAAGCUUUGAAAGAAAAAUAUAAAGCGGCUAACCUGGAACCAUGCGAAACUCUGGAAAUGUCCAAGCGACAAAAACGAGAGAAAGAGGUUGAGCUCGAGUUAUCUUGGACAAAGUACAUGGAAGAAUUUAACCAAAAUAAAUCGCGCAUGUCUUAAAUCACAGUAGUUAAGCUGGAUUUAAGUUCGUGCUUUGAUGACACGGUUAUAACUUAUAACCCCGAUGCUCAACAGAAAUAUGUAUGCAUGGUUCCUGUGGUGGGAAAUAGUGAAUCUCACGUUUACGGUGAUUUCGUAAUUCUUAUACUAGAGGUACUUACAAAGUUACAAGUUGUUGUUUCACUUAAAUGGAAACAAUAAAUAAUUAUUUAUAAAACGAUAACGAUUUAUUUUUCAUUUUCGUUCACUUUUCUGUACAUGAUGUGAACUCAAGGCAUUGCUGUUGUUAAACAUACUGAAUAAAGCUACC
This is a messenger RNA of Paramacrobiotus metropolitanus, 1808 nucleotides long. RefSeq lists its product as uncharacterized. The coding region runs from base 251 to 1498 and encodes 415 amino acids. The record is from RefSeq and is a predicted model, not a curated record. The transcript is spliced from 9 exons. NCBI's taxonomy places the organism in Eukaryota, Metazoa, Tardigrada, Eutardigrada, Parachela, Macrobiotidae.